Hordeum vulgare subsp. vulgare (domesticated barley) is the source of this 1585-nucleotide messenger RNA. Its product is annotated as putative F-box protein At3g25750. The transcript has a single exon. Lineage: Eukaryota; Viridiplantae; Streptophyta; Magnoliopsida; Poales; Poaceae. Gene Ontology annotation, molecular function: protein binding. The coding region runs from base 26 to 1234 and encodes 402 amino acids. The record is from RefSeq and is a predicted model, not a curated record.
UUGUUCUUGCUUCUUUGCAGGACUCAUGGAAGCAGACCGGUCGCCGUGGUUAGACCUGCCGCUGGACAUAGCAGGCCUGGUGUUCAGCCUGCUCGCCCAGUACGCCGACCGCGCCGCCUUUGCUCUGGUGUGCCCGCAGUGGCGUGCCGCCGCGUCGCGGAAGGGCCUGCCCCCAUCGCUGCCGGUGCUCGCGCUCCCAGACGGCACCUUCUUCAGCAUCUUCUACCCUAAGCGCUAUCCCUUCCCUGGCUGCGGCUUCGCAGGGUACGAGAGUGUCUGUGGCAGCUGGCUCGUCUUCCCACGCGACGACGGCUGCGUCCUGGUCAAUCCAUUCUCCAGGGACUCCUUCACGCUCCCUGCUCUCUCCAGCAUCCGACUCCGGCCCCCAAAUGCAGUCGCUAAGUGGUCACUCGAGGAUGGGUCAAACGUUGCCGACCCUUACGUCACAUGGAUGCAUAUCAAUACAUCGGAACAGCUACACCUAAGUAAGAUAAUGCUGUGCUCGCCAAACCUUGUUGCUGCACUGGUUGGCAUUGGACACACCAGCCAGAUUCUACUGUGCCAGCGAGGGGCCUCGGCGUGGUCAGUGCGUGCUUACGAUCAGUGUAAGGCGUUCGAAGACAUGGCCUUCUACCAGGGCAAGCUCUACGCCAUUGCCAAUGACGAGAACCUCCUUGUGGUGAACAUCAGCCAGGACCAUAGCACCGGCGAUCCACAGGUUUCUGGGAUUGGACAAGUCAUCGAGGGUGAUUCUCCUCCAUUGUAUUCAGUUGUGUUCGAUGACAACACCAUGCUCUGCAAGAAGCUCUACCUGGUUGAAUCGCAGGGGGUGUUGCUGAUGGCACGAAGGACGAUCAUUUGCAGGGUACCUGGACCUGGAGCAGAGCCUGGUGAAGCUGUUGCUGGACUGACUGGGUUUAAGGUUUUCAAGGCCGACUUCGAGCAUUCACGGUGGGUCGAGGUGUCAACCGUGGGGGCUGACCAACUGCUGUUUCUAGGGCGAAGGUGUUCCAGGGCCAUGUCUGUGUCUCAGUACGACGGGCUGUUGGGUGAUUAUAUCUUCUUCUUGGAUGAUGAUGAGGAGAAUCGUAUGGACUACUGCUACGACAAUGAGGACACUUCGUUCGGCGGCUAUGGAAUGAGAUCCAACGCUGUCCAUUUCCCUCAUCCAUAUAUUUUCUGGAAACGUUGCGAUGAGAUGCGUCUGGCUGCAUGGCUAUUCCCUCAGGACUGAUGGGAAUGUGUCAUAAUGCUAUAUAUAUGCAAGCUGCUCCCAAGUUAUCUGGCCAUUCUAUAGUUAUUGUUGUUCCGGGUUAUUCUGCAACCUGCUCAUAGGGUUAUCUAUCUGAUGGUGGUAUAUUUGGUGGUUGACAUAGUGUUCACUGGUUCCCUACAAGCCGUGAAAUGCAUUAGUAGUAUUGCUACUAUCUAUCUGAACUUUGUUACUCUGUUAAGUGCUGUUUGUUAAUCAGUGCUUGUCUGAAGUUAUAAUGGUGGUUACUACUACUAUGGUAGUUUUUCGAUUAGUAGCGUGGCUGUUGAUGUGCCUAUGAAAGAUCUUAAAAUGCAUGAUUGCUUAUCUGAA